Messenger RNA from Anopheles stephensi (Asian malaria mosquito), 526 nucleotides. Its product is annotated as larval cuticle protein A2B-like. Gene Ontology annotation, cellular component: extracellular matrix. The transcript is spliced from 2 exons. The record is from RefSeq and is a predicted model, not a curated record. The coding region runs from base 39 to 443 and encodes 134 amino acids. NCBI's taxonomy places the organism in Eukaryota, Metazoa, Arthropoda, Insecta, Diptera, Culicidae.
UUCGCUCUCCAUUCAGCACAACACAAAGCUCCAGCAAAAUGUAUUCCAAGCAGAUCAUCCUUGUUCUUGCGCUUGUCGCCGCCGUUAGUGCCCAGUCUCACUACGGACAUCAACAACAGUACCAGCCUCAGAGCUACCACCAUGAGGAAGAGCACCACGGACCAGUGCACUACGAGUAUCACUACGAUGUGCACGAUGAUCACACGGGUGACGUCCAUGGACAGAAGGAGGCCCGCAAGGACGACUCUACCCAGGGCGAGUACUACCUGAUCGAUGCCGAUGGCCACAAGCGUACCGUUACGUACCACGUUGAGGGUAAGAGCGGAUUCAUCGCUGAAGUGCACCGUGAACCGAUCAAGGGAUACCAAGCCCCCCAGCCUCAGCACCAUCACCAGCCACAAUACCAUCAGCAGGCUCCUGCUCAUCAAAAUUAUCAUUACUAGAAUACUUCAUAGUUCCUUUUAAAAUCCUAUCAAAGUUGUUUAAUAAAGGUACAGUUGAACAUAAUAUUUUUAAUUGGUUCAUA